Messenger RNA from Aspergillus luchuensis, 1578 nucleotides. RefSeq names its product protoheme IX farnesyltransferase (gene cox10). The record is from RefSeq and is a predicted model, not a curated record. The coding region runs from base 1 to 1578 and encodes 525 amino acids. Gene Ontology annotation, biological process: heme biosynthetic process. Lineage: Eukaryota; Fungi; Ascomycota; Eurotiomycetes; Eurotiales; Aspergillaceae. Gene Ontology annotation, molecular function: protoheme IX farnesyltransferase activity. Gene Ontology annotation, cellular component: mitochondrion; mitochondrial membrane. The transcript has a single exon.
AUGAGUCUCCUUCGCUCCUCGUUGCGGAGGAUAGGGUCGCCCGGCGAUCCUAGCAGGAUAUGCUCUCAAUGUCUUCUACAUCGAAAUCGGACCCCUCGAACCUUCCCCGCCGCUCUCCGCACCUUCUCCUCGUCCUUUCGAUCCCACUCGGGCAUUGCAGACGGCCAUUCCGCCCAGUCGGCUCUGAAUAAGACUUAUUUCUCGGCCAAUCGCGCAGAAGACGGCACUCCGAGCAAGAGUGACAUUGUCUCUUCGCUUUCCGGCGGCAAUGUUUCCUCCAGCGCGACAUCCUCCACUCUCCCAUCAGACCACCGCGUCAAUGCCUCUACGUCUGCCCCCGACUCCACACAACCAGAGCUCCCUCAUCGCCGGAGGAAGCGUUUAAAGGAAGAAGCGAAUGCCCAAGCCGCCGAUACUGAACAUGUCAUCCCCCCCGAUGCCUCCGCACAGCUCUCCGCCUUCUCUUCCGCUCAGCCCACCUCUUCCCUCCGCCGUAAGAUGGCGGCAUUCCUCGCCCUCUGCAAGCCUCGUCUCUCCGUCCUCAUCGUGCUGAGCACAACCUCCGCCUAUGGCCUGUAUCCGAUCUCGUCCCUCCUCACGCUCGACCCGUCCAUGACCCCGCUACCGACCCUCUCCACCUCAACCCUAACCUUCCUCUACCUGACGGCGGGCACCUUCCUCUCCAGCUGCAGCGCCAACACCAUCAACAUGUUUCUGGAGCCGAAGUAUGAUGCUCUCAUGUCGCGCACCCGCAACCGGCCUCUCGUUCGCGGCCUCCUUUCCCGCCGUGCUGCGGCACUCUUUGCUCUCGCGACAGCCCUCACCGGUGUAGGCAUGCUCUACUUCGGCACUAACCCCACCGUCGCGGCCCUCUCAGCCAGCAACAUUAUCCUAUACGGCUUCAUAUACACCCCGCUCAAGCGUAUUCACGUCAUCAACACAUGGGUCGGUGCCAUCGUAGGCGGUAUUCCCCCAUUGAUGGGCUGGGUCGCUGCUGCCGGCCAAACCGCUACCACGGGCCACGAUACCUGGCGCGACAUGCUCUUUAGCCAAGACAGCAUCGGUGGUUGGCUGCUUGGAGGUAUUCUGUUUGCCUGGCAAUUCCCCCACUUCAACGCCUUGUCUCAUACCAUCCGCGAGGAGUACAAGCGCGCCGGCUACAAGAUGCUCUGCUGGAAGAACCCCGCCAUGAACGCCCGCGUUGCGCUGCGCUAUUCCGUCCUCAUGUUCCCCAUCUCCAUUGGCCUCUGGUGGGUCGGAGUCGUCGGCCACGGAUUCUUGGUUAGCAGUUCAGUCGCCAAUGCGUGGUUGGUGAAGGAGGCGUACCAUUUCUGGAAGCACCAGGGCGCCAACGGAACGGCGAGAGGUCUCUUCUGGGCCAGUAUCUGGCAGCUCCCAGUUCUGCUGGUGGGUGGUCUCGUCACUAAGAAGGGUCUUUGGGAUGGUGUAUGGCGUCAGAUCUUCGGACAGCCAGAUGAGCUAGAUGAUGAGUAUGUGUAUGUUGAUGAGGAAGAGGAAGGUACUGGUGCUGCUAUGGCUGCCUCGCGCUCCAAGUCAGUGGCGACUCGUGCGGUAUGA